AUGGCCAGCAAGGGCUUGCAGGACCUGAAGCAGCAGGUGGAGGCGGCGACGCAGGAAGCGGUGACAGCGGCUGGAGCAACAGCACAGCAAAUGGUGGAUCAAGCCACAGAGGCAGGGCAGAAAGCCAUAGACCAGGUGGCCAAGUCCACCCAGGAAACCAUCAACGAGACUGCUAACCAGGCUUCAGAGGCCUUCUCCGGUUUCGGGAAAAAAUUGGGGUUACUGAAAUGA
Trichechus manatus latirostris (Florida manatee) is the source of this 231-nucleotide messenger RNA. It is a transcript of the gene ADIRF, whose product is annotated as adipogenesis regulatory factor. The transcript is spliced from 3 exons. Gene Ontology annotation, cellular component: nucleus. The coding region runs from base 1 to 231 and encodes 76 amino acids. Gene Ontology annotation, biological process: positive regulation of fat cell differentiation. NCBI's taxonomy places the organism in Eukaryota, Metazoa, Chordata, Mammalia, Sirenia, Trichechidae. The record is from RefSeq and is a predicted model, not a curated record.